Messenger RNA from Phialemonium atrogriseum, 1432 nucleotides. Its product is annotated as magnesium-dependent phosphatase-1. Lineage: Eukaryota; Fungi; Ascomycota; Sordariomycetes; Cephalothecales; Cephalothecaceae. The coding region runs from base 489 to 1190 and encodes 233 amino acids. Gene Ontology annotation, molecular function: acid phosphatase activity. The record is from RefSeq and is a predicted model, not a curated record. The transcript has a single exon.
GAGGUCCUUUUGUGCGGUCGAUUGGCUUUGCCGGUUAAUUCCAAUCAGCUCAUCUUCGGGGGCCACAGGCUAUACAAUUGUUCCACGAUGACAGUUUGACGUGCGGCCUGUCUGGCAUGGCAGUCGGGAACGAAAGUAUGGCAAGAGAAUAGGGGAAAUGGCAUCGAGCCUUUCCCCCCCGGAGUCCGGGACAACUGACAAGGAGUUUAUUAGGGUACCAAGGUACAUACUUUAGCUGAUCUGCAGUGUUCCAAAAGGCUUGGGGGUCCUCCCCAAUCGCCCCAUUGGAGGUGCCACGAGGCGGUCGGUUCUAAAAUCGGCAGUCACAGAUGAGUCAGCUCUCCGCCAGCUAAAUCGGCCUCCAGAACGAUAUCCCGAUCGAUCCUUCCACCAAGGACGAAAGGACCUCAUCCCCCACCAAACUCUUCCUCCCGCCCCACACGUCGAUAGCGCGCCAGCAGGUGCGUCAUCUCCCUACCGUGGGCACCAUGCCCAAGAAACUCUCCAAGGGCGGCGCCCUCCCCACCACAACCACCACCACCACCACCACCACCAGCCCAUCCAUUCUCGCCUCCGGCGCCGGAGCCCUCCCUUCCCUGCCAUCCACCCUGACCGACGACCGGCCCCUGCCACGCCUCAUCGUCUUCGACCUGGACUACACGCUCUGGCCCUUCUGGGUCGACACGCACGUCACCCCGCCCUUGCGCGCCGCACCGGGGGCGUCCACCACCACGGCGGUGGUCGACAGGGUCGGCGACGCGUAUGCCUUCUACCCGGACGCGCCGGCGAUCCUGCACGCGCUGCCCCUGGCCGGGGUGCGCCUGGGCGUGGCGAGCCGGACGCACGCGCCGGAGCUGGCGCGCGAGAUGCUCAAGCUGCUGCACGUCGUGGCCGGGGAGCCGCCCGUUGGCGGUGCCGGGGCCGGGGCCGAGAAGCGGAAGGCGCGGAGGGCGCUGGAUCUGUUUGACGGCGGGUUGGAGAUCUACCCGUCGAGCAAGGUGCGGCAUAUGGAGGCGCUGGCGAAGAGGACGGGAAUCCCGUACGGCGACAUGCUGUUCUUUGACGACGAGAGCCGGAACCGCGACGUCGAGACGCUGGGGGUCACCAUGUGGCUGGUCCGGGACGGGAUUACCUGGAAGGAUGUGGACAAGGGCAUCAAGGAGUGGAGGUCGAGGAGGGGGAUGCGGUGAGGCCUGGGCGGUGGAAGGACGGUCGGAGGAGAAGAAUGAUGCAGAGCGGAAGAGAUGGCGUGGCCCAGAUGACGAUAAUAUUAUAGACUAUGCACCUAGACGAUACCAAAGAUACCAAGAUAUUCCAGAAGUGGAAAACAGAAUAAACCGCCCGAGCUAGAAUCAUCCCCUGUUCCAUUUAUAUGCGACGAGCGUCUCAAACACGACUCAAUCCAAUGCCCAAUUGUCGGAUAGCAUCAGAC